CAGAAACUUGAGAGAAGACUGUGAAAACCCACUUCACUAAGUGGUUUCAUGUAUUGGAAUUGGUCACCACCAACUAUGAAAGCUUUCAGAUAUCAAGCUUUAUCUCAACUCUAUAUAAGGCCUAGAGCAGACAAUGGAUGUCUGCAAGUGAGAAAACAAUGGCUUCCUUGAGUGUGUUUCCUGCAGCCUUUGCCAUGAGCCUCUUGUGUUUCUCUCAUUUAGCAUUAGCUUUCCCAGGUGACUACUACUGGGGAGGGAACUAUGAUCUGUGCCCUGGGUUUUAUGAGUACACAUGCCCACAAGUAAAUGAGAUUGUAAUGUCUGUGUUGGAGACGGCUGUCUCUCAGAACCCAAGAAUAGCUGCUGCAUUGGUGAGGCUCCACUUCCAUGAUUGCUUCGUGCAGGGAUGUGAUGCAUCCGUUCUGUUGGAUGAUAGCCCAAAGAUUGUCAGUGAAAAAAAUUCCAACCCAAACAAGAACUCGCUUCGAGGAUUCGAAGUCAUCGACCAGAUAAAAUCUGAGCUGGAGGCAGAAUGCCCUGGCGUUGUUUCAUGUGCAGAUAUCCUUGCUCUUGCUGCAAGAGGAUCCACGAUUCUGGCUGGUGGACCAAAGUGGGAGCUGCCAUUAGGAAGAAGGGAUUCAAAGACUGCGAGUUUGACCUUGUCCAACGUCAAUAUCCCUCCACCAAACUCAACUCUCCCAAACCUCAAAAACCUGUUUGGCCGUCAAGGCCUUGAUGAAGUAGAUCUUGUUGCACUCUCUGGUGCCCAUACAAUUGGGGUGGCAAGAUGCGUAAACUUCAAGCAGAGGCUCUACAACCAGAAUGGAAAUGGGCAACCAGACGCAUCUCUGGAGCAGACAUUCUAUCAGAAUCUAAAGACAGUGUGCCCUAUCUCAGGAGGGGAUAACAUCAUCACCCCCUUGGAGUUUAUAAGCCCCAACAGGUUUGAUAACUACUACUACAAGCUCCUUCUCUGGGGGAAGGGACUGCUAAACUCAGAUGAAGUUCUCCUCACUGGAGCUGGUUCAGACACCACCAUGCAACUUGUUAAAAGCUACGCAGAAGAUGAAAAUCUUUUUUUUGAUCAAUUUGCAAAGUCGAUGGUCAAGAUGGGGAAUAUCAAUCCACUGACUGGUUUCAAUGGUGAGGUCAGGGCCAACUGCCAUAAAGUUAAUUGAAGAGUUCCAGUGUACCUUAGGAUGCUCAUGCUUGUGCUUGAAUCUUGUGGUUUGUCGAGCCAUAAUGGCUGUUUGUGUUGGAUUCAGAUUGACUUCUGAAUAUCAUUUCUUAUGUUUUGAUUGACUUCCCUUAAGUGAAUUGACUAAACUUUCCCAGCCUUCAAGAGCC
Nymphaea colorata (pocket water lily) is the source of this 1347-nucleotide messenger RNA. RefSeq names its product peroxidase 9-like. The coding region runs from base 138 to 1178 and encodes 346 amino acids. The transcript has 4 exons. The record is from RefSeq and is a predicted model, not a curated record. Gene Ontology annotation, molecular function: peroxidase activity; heme binding. Gene Ontology annotation, biological process: hydrogen peroxide catabolic process; response to oxidative stress. NCBI's taxonomy places the organism in Eukaryota, Viridiplantae, Streptophyta, Magnoliopsida, Nymphaeales, Nymphaeaceae.